CGAACUGGCCAAUGCGCGCUCGAGCCACCGUCGACCGCUACGGACUUGCAGCAGUUUCUGUGUGCAACGAGGGUGCGUGCGAGCAUCCCACAGUACACCAAGCUAGUUGCCCCGUUGACGAGGUUGAUUGAUAUCGCGACCGACUCCCGAAAGAAACCCGCGUUGACAAGAGUGGCAUUGAAUUCAGUCGGAUGGGCCUAG
Messenger RNA from Aphanomyces astaci, 201 nucleotides. RefSeq lists its product as hypothetical. The transcript has a single exon. The record is from RefSeq and is a predicted model, not a curated record. Lineage: Eukaryota; Oomycota; Saprolegniomycetes; Saprolegniales; Verrucalvaceae. The annotation marks the transcript as partial.